Molecule: messenger RNA, 1325 nt
Organism: Cynara cardunculus var. scolymus (artichoke)
Lineage: Eukaryota; Viridiplantae; Streptophyta; Magnoliopsida; Asterales; Asteraceae
Product: 2-oxoglutarate-Fe(II) type oxidoreductase hxnY-like
Exons: 11
Coding region: 67-1068 (333 amino acids)
Source: RefSeq, a predicted model, not a curated record
GAAAUAGCUUGUGAUCUCGUCUAAUUUCAUUAAAUUAAAGCAUUUGAAGGUGGAAGAGCAAGUUUAAUGGGGGAUUCUAAUAAAGUUUCAAACCUGAACUCUAUUGAUCUCUCCUCCCCUGAUAUCCCUACCUCUGUAUCUUUACUCAAACAGGCGUGCAUGGAAUGUGGUUUCUUCUAUGUAACUAAUCACGGGAUGAGUCAGGAAUUCAUGGAUCAAGUUUUCAGUGAAAGCAAGAAGUUCUUUGAUCUUCCAUUGGAACAAAAACUGAAGCUUCUUAGAAACGAGAAAAAUCGAGGUUACACACCUGUUCUGGAUGAACUUCUUGAUCCCGUCAAUCAACUCCAUGGUGAUCACAAGGAGGGAUUCUAUAUCGGUAUUGAAUUGCCUCAAGAUGACCCUGAUGCUCAAAGAACAUUUUACGGCCCCAAUUUGUGGCCUCCCUCAGAUAUCUUGCCUGGAUGGAGGCUAACCAUGGAAAAGUAUCAUCAACAAGCUCUGGAAGUGGUUAGAAAAAUCGCAAGGCUCAUAGCCCUUGCGCUUGAUCUAGAUCCCGACUUCUUCGAACGACCAGAAAUGCUUGGGAAGCCUAUUGCAAUCCUACGGUUGCUGCACUAUGGAGAUAUAGUUUAUGAUGCAGGUCAAGUGUCUGAUCCUGCCAAGGGAUUAUUUGGAGCUGGUGCACACUCUGAUUAUGGUCUGAUCACUCUUUUGGCAACAGAUGGUGUCCCUGGACUUCAAAUAUGCAAGGACAAGGAUGCGAGGCCUCAGGUGUGGGAAUACGUUGAACCAGUAAAAGGGGCCUUCGUUGUAAAUCUUGGAGAUAUGCUGGAGCGAUGGAGCAACGGUAUUUUCAGGUCGACCUUGCAUCGAGUGUUGGGCAAUGGUCAAGAGCGAUAUUCGAUUCCAUAUUUUGUGGAGCCAAGUCAUGAUUGUGUGGUUGAAUGCUUACCUACAUGCCAAUCAAAAGAGAACCCUCCCAAGUUUCCUCCAGUCAAAUGUGAAAGCUACCUUCUUGGACGCUAUCGGGACACCCAUGCUGAUCUUAAUACUUACAACAAACACUGAAUUUGAAUGCUUGCCAUUGAGCUUGUUUUGUAUCACAUAAUGCAAGUUUUGGCAAGUUAUUAUAAUUGCAUACAAAAUAAUGUCGAUAUUUAGAGGAUUAUCGAUAUGCAUGUUCGUUAACUUUUCUAGGUCGGGUUUUAGACCAAAGCAAAGUUACAACCUUCACAGGAAGACAAAUGUUGCUUUUAUAGUUGUUGUAUUGCAGUCAACAGGCCAAUGAAAUAUAAGGUUAAAUGACCUUCUGACAGGUUUUAUUU